This is a messenger RNA of Nymphalis io (European peacock), 3279 nucleotides long. RefSeq names its product organic cation transporter protein-like. The record is from RefSeq and is a predicted model, not a curated record. Gene Ontology annotation, molecular function: transmembrane transporter activity. The coding region runs from base 209 to 1840 and encodes 543 amino acids. Gene Ontology annotation, biological process: transmembrane transport. Gene Ontology annotation, cellular component: membrane. NCBI's taxonomy places the organism in Eukaryota, Metazoa, Arthropoda, Insecta, Lepidoptera, Nymphalidae. The transcript has 6 exons.
CUGAGGGAUCUUGUUUGAAUUUAAAACGAGUUUCUUCCCGCAAAAUUAGAAUAUUACGCUAAGAAAUGAAAGAGUAUUUGUGAGUAGUGUUGUGCGCAUGCCUGAGAAACGUCAAUGUUGAAAAAGACGGGUUACGAGUGUAGUGAGAUUUUUCGAUAAAUUUAUUAAAAAUGAUUUUUAUAAAUUGAUAGUGACUGAAAAUAUAAAAAUGGGCAAAGAUUUCGGUUUGGACGCUAUUUUGGCAGAGCUUAAGCCGUUUGGGAAGUAUAACAUUGUGAAUUAUGCUCUGCUAUUAUUCCCUAUAUAUUUGGCGGGAAUGUAUGGUUCUGUUUUUGUAUUUGAAGCUCCUGAUAUUAAUUACAGGUGCAACAUCCCACAAUGCGAAGGCCUGAACGACAGUGACUGGUUAGAAUACGCAAUCCCACAGGGAAAGAAUGGACUUUCAAAAUGUAAGAUGUAUCAGGCCGCAACAAACAGUAUUGAUACUUGCAAGAUAGAUGACUUCAACAGAUCUGUGGUCGUGAAAUGCCAUGAAUAUGUUUAUAGCGAAGAAUAUUCUGUAGUCAAAGACUUCAACCUGGGCUGUCAAAAUUGGAAAAGAACCCUUAUAGGGACGGUUCAUAACGCAGGUCUUUUUGUAUCACUACCUCUCACAGGAAUUAUAUCAGACAAGUAUGGUAGAAAACUUGCAUUGUCAAUCGCUUCUCUCAUGAAUGGUUUAUUUGGAUUUUUGAGAUCAUUCUCAACUAGCUAUGUAAUGAUGCUUGUAUUCGAAUUUCUAGAAGCUGGUUUAGGUGCUGGUGCAUACAGUACUGCAUUUGUUAUUGCUAUGGAAUUAGUCGGACCUAAAGGCAGAGUUUUUGGUAAUACUUUAAUAAACGGUGUCUACGUUAUGGGCUUAAUGUCCCUAGCCUCUUUUUCCUGGUGGCUUCAAAGCUGGAGAUAUCUAUUAAGACUUAUCUACACCCCGGCACUUUUUGUCGUCUCAUAUUACUGGCUUCUAAAUGAAAGCAUUAGAUGGCUGCUCAGCAAAGGACGUCACCAAGAAGCCGCCGCGAUCAUUAAGAAAGCAGCGAAAAUGAACAAAGUCAAAUUAUCAGAUGAAGUUUUAUCCCCAUUAUAUGAGCUCGAAAAGUUGAAUGUACCUGAAAAUGAAAUAGAAAAAAGUAAAGACAAUCAAGCGAACGACGUGAGUGUUGAAAAAGAACCUUCGAAUUUUAUGAAAGUGAUCAAAUCUAGUAUAAUUAGGAAAAGAGUUGCUAUCUGUUCGUUUCUAUGGAUAACGUGUACUUUCGUGUAUUAUGGACUAUCUAUAAACUCGGUUUCUUUAGCUGGCAACAAAUAUGUGAACUUUAUGCUAGUGGCUUUUGUGGAAAUACCAGCGAAUAUUGUGUGUUUGUUAGUGCUAGACCGAUUUGGAAGAAAAAAAGUGCUUAUCAUUACAUACGUUUUGAGUGCGUGUCUGUGCAUAAGCUUGUCAUUUUUGCCCAAAGAUCAAAAGUGGUUUUCCCUCGUAUUGUACCUAUCUGGAAAAUUCUCCAUCACAGUAUCCUACAGUUCUGUGUACAUCUACGUGUCUGAAGUUUUCCCUACCAACGUUAGACAGUCUCUGCUCGCAGUUUGUUCAUCUUUAGGAAGAGUUGGAUCAACUUUAGCUCCGCUUACGCCUUUACUUACGUUGUACUACGACAAUCUGCCGGCGAUUUUCUUCGGUAGUCUCGCUUUAGUCGCAAGUGUCCUGGUCUUCUCUCUCCCCGAAACAAUCAACGUUCCUCUACCAGACACCGUGGAAGAGGCUGAGAGAUUAUCUAAAAGGAAAAACAGGACCGAAUCAGUUUAAUUUACAGCUACAUGACUGCCACUUACCACCAUGGAGUGGAGACAUUUGCCUUCGCGGCAAAUAUAAAAAAAUAUUUAUAAAAAAGCUUCGAACUCUUCAAAAUUUCAAUCAACAAUAGCUUCUAUUUACAUAUUAUCGUAUUACUUUAUUCUAUUGAUUCUAAUUCUUGAACAUCAUCACAUGACCCUCUAUUAUACUCUAAGUUAAGUUUAAGUUAUAAUUUAUUGUAAACUUGACAAAUAUUAUUUUUAUAGAUAUCGUUUUUAAUGUCAUAAAGUGCCAUAAUUUUUUGUACGUUUGUUGUUUUUGUAUCGAUAUGAAAUGCUCAAUACACUUCCCUGACUGAACAUACAAAUAUUUUAGCAUUUAGAUUUAAUAAGUGAAAUAUAUUUUAUUUCUAUAUAUAAAAAGUGAAUAUCUAUAUUGGCUUGUACCCUUCCCAUUUAUAAAUAUUAUGAUCCUCUGCCCAAAGGUUGCCUGGAAGAGAUCGCUGCUUAGCGAUAAGGCCGCCUGUUGCACCUCAUGCAACUUUUUUUUUUUGUUUAAAAAUUGUAAUUUUUAGUUUUAAGUUUGGGUGCAAUAAAGUGUCAAUAAUAAUAAUAAUAUCUAAAUAGUAAGGUUGUUACAGGAAGCACAUUUAAUAAAUAUAAUAUAAAAAUAGAUUAUGUUAUAUAUAGAAAAUAUUAUACAUAUUGAAAUCAUGUACCUUCGCUUAAAUAAGGAAAACGUACAAAAUAAUUAUAGAAAGCCAACGAAAUGUAAGUCUGAUCGUUUUUUUUUUUUCACACAAUUUAUUUAUUUGUAAUUUUAACAAUCAAACAUUUGUUUGACUAGAAUGAUUGACGAGAACAAAAAAAUUUCGUCAAAAAUGAAUUAAUGCAAAGCAAAUUAAUUUAAAAUAUGAUUAAACGAAAAGGAACGGGAAAAAUAUUCGUAAUGUAUUCCGAUAAUCAAAAUUUUAUUUCCAAAUAUAAAUAAGGAAAAAUACAAACUGUAUUUGUGCGAUAUUGAUAUAUUUGUAGUUUCAACGCUCGAUUUAAUUGGAAAGAAGUUGAUACUGUUGUGGGUAAAGAAAUAAUGCUCGCAAAAUGUAAAGAGAAAAUGCUUUGAACUUUGAAACGCAAAUUAUUAAUAUUUUCCUCAUAGAGACGUACUCGUCCUCCUACUCCUUUGCAAAGUGAGAAUUAUAGACUAUUGAAUAUUAUAAACCUACUUUUAUAAGUGAUUUUUUAUAAUAUUAUAAAGAAAUAAUUAAUAUUGUUCACACUGAUAUACUGUGUUGUUUGUAAGAGCUUUAUGAAGUAAAUUUGUAUAUUUUAUUGUUUAAAUAACAAAACAAACAAGAUUAGAUUUAAAAGCGCCUUUUAAAUUAUUACAGCAAUAAAAUUAUAUCGCGCUGCACAAGUUAAGUGUAAGGCGCAUCUCGAAUGUUACAAUAA